UUUUAAUAAUCUGAAAAACCACUCUGAACCUUAAACCCUUGUCUUCGUCUUCCUUCCCUUCAGUUGCGCCCCCGUUCUGCAAAACUCAAUAACCAUAUCUUUUCCCCCAAUUCCGAACCCUAGAUUUGAAAAAAGCAUUUGAAUUUAGGUUUCAAAAUGGGUAGUAAAUCUGCGAAAAAAUCGAAAAUAAUGCAAAAAAGUGACAGUGAUUUGGAUGAAUUCGAUGAUGAUAUGUCCUAUGAAGAGGUUAAUGAUGAUAGUGAAGUGGAGGAGGAGGAAGAAGAAGAAAAUGGACAAGAUGGUGGAACAGAUGAGGAAGAAGAAGAUGGCGAGGAUGAGGGAAGUGACGAGGAAGGAGAAGAAGAUGGAGAGGAUGAGGGAAGUGAUGAGGAAGAAGAAGAAAAUGGGAGAGAAGAGAAAAGUGAAUGGAAAAAUGAUGAGAUGGAAGAGCUGGAGGAAGAGUUAAGGGAACUUCAACAGAAGGAGCAGGAAUUAAACACUUUGAAGAACUUGAAACAUUAUAAGGAUGAAGAUUUCCUGAAAGGACAAGCUGUGAAAAGCCAGAAGGCCCUCUGGUACAAAAUUCUUGAGCUUAGAUUCUUACUUCAGAAGCCAUUCUCAAGUUCAAAUAGGCUACCCCAGGAAUUGAUAAAAGCUUCAUUCUGUGAAUCAGAUGAGACAGUUAGAGUUGCAUAUGCAGAUUUGAUAACUUCGUCCAAGGAGACUUUGGAUUCUAUUUUGGAACUGCAAGAGGCUCUGAUCGCAAAGAAUCCAUCAGUUACCCAAACCAUUAAUGGUUCAGAAAGGUCAUCAAAAGAUUUAGAAGUUUCUAAUGAUUUGGAUGAUAAUCUUGACAAAGAGUGGUCACAGAUUUCUCGGAUGCACAACAGUAUGGCAGCUUUCAGAGACAAGUCCAUCAAUAAAUGGCAGAGGAUGACCCAAGUGACAACCGGUGCUGCUGCAAUUAAAGGAAAAUUGCAUGCUUUUAAUCAGGAUAUUAGCCAUCAAGUUGCUGCUUAUAUGAGAGAUCCCAGUAGAAUGAUCAGGCAGAUGCAACUGAGAAGAUCAGCCGUUAAGAUAUUAGGAUCAGCUGCAGAGGUUAAUAAUAGCUCCAAUGAAGAGGAAACACAUGCUGACGGUGAUCCUGAACUGCUGGACGAUUCUGAAUUUUAUCAGCAAUUAUUGAAAGAAUUUUUUGAGACUGUUGAUCCUUCAUCAUCUGAGAAAGCAUUCUAUGCCUUGAAAAGAAUGCAAACUAAAAAAAGAAAAAUCGUUGAUCGACGGGCCUCAAAAAGUCGCAAGAUAAGGUAUAAUGUUCAUGAAAAGAUAGUAAACUUUAUGGCUCCUCAACCCGCAAAUAUUCCUGCGAUGGCUCCAAUGCUAUUUGAGGAUCUGUUUGGAUUGAAGUCUCAAAGAUCAUCAUCUGCUGCUGCCUCAUAGUCAUGGUUGGUCAACAGACAUAAAGUAUUUCUCUAUUUCUUAGUAUGUGUUGUACUAAUUAGUCUCCAACAUGAAGUUGAUUAUUGAGGAAUUUAACUAUUCACCUUAGGAGCCAGUUUUGCUGUAAAUCUAUUUGGAAAUAGACAUGAAAUAUACAAUUUUCUCACCUUAAGCUUAAGCAGUUGCAUGUUGUACUCAGCCAUCAAUUUGAAAUCAGAUGGUUUAUAUUACACAAUUAUAAAAUCAGUUAAAAC
Molecule: messenger RNA, 1694 nt
Organism: Trifolium pratense (red clover)
Lineage: Eukaryota; Viridiplantae; Streptophyta; Magnoliopsida; Fabales; Fabaceae
Product: protein AATF
Exons: 13
Coding region: 157-1440 (427 amino acids)
Cellular component (GO): nucleolus; nucleus
Source: RefSeq, a predicted model, not a curated record